Messenger RNA from Phytophthora nicotianae INRA-310, 732 nucleotides. RefSeq lists its product as hypothetical. The transcript is spliced from 2 exons. Lineage: Eukaryota; Oomycota; Peronosporomycetes; Peronosporales; Peronosporaceae. The record is from RefSeq and is a predicted model, not a curated record. Bases 1 to 732 code for a protein of 243 amino acids.
AUGGGACGCACUCUAUUCGGAAAGGCGUUGCUACGGGGAGUUCAAGACCGCUAUAUUCGGUACGAAGCAGCUGGCGAUCAAUACCUCGGUCGAGUAGUAGCUAGAUUACCGCUUUCGCGCCCAGAGUUUGCAAUCCUGCCACCGCAUUUUACAAACAACGAGAGCCCUUUAUUACUGGCGCGCAUUCGAAAAUUGUACCCGUCAUUGUUCGAGAUCAGCAGUAUCGUGGAUAUUCGCAAGCUAUGUGUCGCUUCACUAGUCAAACAUUCUGUGUAUCUGCGCGCUACGCUACCUCCGUCACAUCCCAUAUUAACGACAGCUUUGUUCCGAGACACAGAGAUGAUGAACGAACUUAACGCUUUCCUAGUUUUUGGUGACUCGCUGUGGAUGAAACCCACCGGGAUUCCGCCUCACGUCGAGAUUUACAAGCAACUUCAGGGUGUUCAACAGUCCAUUGACAACCUGCCUCCUGUUCGCCUCGAAGGAAUGAGUUCCCUUAUUGAAAGCAAAGGGGUCACUGCAGGCAAUACAACCAAAGAUUUACUGGAAUCAACAAUCGCGAAACUACUAGCGCGCGUAGGUUUAGUGCGCGAGUGCAGUGGACGAGCUACUACAUCGUCUGCGGAGCAACACACGACAGGAACGGCUCAUUACUACGACGGGAAGUUUCACAUGCUCCCAAAAUCGUUUGAAUUUCCUAAAACUGAAGCAUUCGGGGCUUGGAUGUUGUGA